Messenger RNA from Hibiscus syriacus, 1480 nucleotides. Its product is annotated as protein MID1-COMPLEMENTING ACTIVITY 1-like. Lineage: Eukaryota; Viridiplantae; Streptophyta; Magnoliopsida; Malvales; Malvaceae. The record is from RefSeq and is a predicted model, not a curated record. Bases 169 to 1419 code for a protein of 416 amino acids. The transcript is spliced from 8 exons. Gene Ontology annotation, biological process: cell surface receptor signaling pathway.
UGUGCAAAGCAAUGGCCGUUAGUUCCUCAAUUUAAUGCACCUCUUCUCCUAAAUCCUCACUCCUUCUCUUCUUGAAGAUAUAAAACGAAAGCAGAAUGAAUUUAAUAAAUUAAUUAAAGCAAGAGAAAAAGUCCCGCUCAGAAGCAGAUUUGAUUAAAGAGGAAAAGGAUGGCAUCUUGGGAACAUUUUGGAGAACUUGCAAAUGUAGCCCAGCUCGCAGGAUUUGAUGCAGUGCGGUUAAUAGCAAUGAUCGUCAAAGCAGCAAGCACUGCCCGAAUGCAUAAGAAGAACUGCAGGCAAUUCGCAAAUCAUCUCAAGUUGAUUGGUAACUUGCUGGAGCAGCUCAAGAUCUCGGAGCUUAAGAGGUAUCCCGAGACACGUGAGCCGUUGGAUCAACUGGAGGAUGCAUUAAGGAGGGCUUACGUAUUGGUACAUAGUUGUCAGGAUAGGAGCUAUCUCUAUCUCCUGGCCAUGGGGUGGAACAUCGUAUAUCAGUUUAGGAAAGCCCAGAAUGAAAUUGAUCAGUAUUUGAAGAUUGUUCCUCUUAUCACUCUUGUGGAUAAUGCUCGAGUCAGGGAGAGACUAGAAGUUAUUGAGAAAGAUCAACAUGAGUACACACUGGAUGAAGAGGACAGGAGAGUGCAGGAUGUUAUACUGAAACCAGAUCCGUCGACAAAUGAUGCCUUGAUUUUGAAAAAAACUCUUUCUUGCUCAUAUCCAAACAUGUGUUUUAAUGAAGCACUUCGUAAGGAAAAUGAAAAGCUUCAACUGGAGCUACAACUAUCGCAAGCCAAUUAUGAUGUUCAGCAGUGUGAAGUAAUCCAGCGUUUGCUUGAUGUGACAGAGGUUGCGGCUAUAACUUCUAUUCCAGAUAAGAGUUCAUCCAUGAAAGUAGAGCGUAAUUUCUCAGAUGCCAAUAGUGAGAAAGGUCAUUCAUAUAAUGAAAACUCUCCUAAGAAACCUGGUUCACGCACUACUUCUAGAAAUACAUCUUCAGUUUCAUCAGGACAUGAUCUGCUCUCUAACAGAGGUUCGCAUCAAUGUGGCGAAUGGCAUGCAGAUUUGCUCGGUUGUUGCUCAGAACCAUAUCUAUGUAUAAAGACAUUCUUUUGUCCUUGUGCUACAUUUUCAAAGAUUGCUACUGUGGCAAGGAACAGACAUAUGUCUUCCGCAGAAGCAUGCAAUGAACUGAUGGCAUAUUCACUGAUAUUGUCAUGCUGUUGCUACACAUGCUGUGUUAGAAGGAAACUACGGAAGGCAUUGAACAUUACGGGUGGAUUUAUUGAUGAUUUCCUCUCACAUUUGAUGUGUUGCUGUUGUGCCCUUGUUCAAGAAUGGCGAGAAGUACAAGUACGUGGGGCUUAUGGUUUAGAGAAGACUAAAACAAGCCCUCCACCAUCACAAUUUAUGGAAUCGUAAGUAUCAGGUCAGGGAAGUGUUGAUUUUUUAGGAGGUUUUAACACUAACCUCAGUUAGUCGC